AUGGCUUCGCCCCCGGCUCCUCCGGCUCCUCCGGCUCCCUCGACUCCUUACCGUCCUUGGGAAGACGCAUCUCCUGCGGCACCCCCGACGAGCUUCCAUAAUGGUCGGCCUUCGUUGCCAUUGCCAGCGCCUUUGGUUAUGACCGAACGGAUGCCGUCCAUUUCAAGUUCGGCGCUCUCUCCACAUAAUCCCCGGAAAAGACGGCGGCUUUCGAACGAUUAUAUGGAUCAACCAUACCAUGGCCUAGGGUUGCCAUCUUUGGGUUCGCCGUCUGAAGUUCAUCCCGAUUUUAGAGGUGGUGAGGAUGGUGGGGGAAGGAGCAUAUACCGGCGGGGAGAGGGCGACAUGGUGCUAAGCAGCGCUUACAUCAAGCCAAACCACAACUCCAACCAUUUCACGCAACCUCUACCCGCUCUGCCGCUGCACAAACAUCAACCACUGCAACAAGCUCCAUCUUCGUCAUCAAUCUCACCUCGAUUUACAGGAUCUCGUCCGGCUACACCUCCUCAACAGCAGCAUCGCAAUCACCAGUCUCCCUCCAACCAAUCACCCACAGCUCUUGCUAAUAUAGUCUCGACAAUACAUAACCUGGCCAUUGACUUGGCUGCAAGCUCAUCUGUCUCGUCAAGCUCCAAUAUUCCAUCUCCAAUAGCCCACUAUCAGCUUCCGUCAAUAGAAGCUCUAGCAACAUGUUUGGAGACCAUAUAUUCACUGCUCAAACGGUUAAAACCACCCCUUGCUCAACAGCAACAGCAGCAGCAACAGCAGCAGCAACAGAUUAAUGGCGGUCCGGUAUCUAAUGAGCAACAAGCUUUCUAUACUUCAAAUCUUUCAAAUCUUCAGCGUGCUUUAUCGACACUACAGAUAGCUCACAACACUCUCGAAACCGAGCAUAAUAAUCUUUUAUCUGCGUUCACUCGUACACAAACACGCACAUCGGCAUUGGACCGCAAAUUGAACGUAUGCACGGAAGAGACUGAAUUAUUGGCAAAUGAGCGUGAACGGCUUAUGGGUGUCAUCGAGGGUCUUGAGGAGACCCUUACAGAGGUACGGGCCGAGCGUGAUGAAAUGAGGCUUGAAAUGCGUAAGAGCGGGGCACAAUGGGGCACAAUUGUACAAAAUGCAGGGAAGCUCGAGAAAGGCGCAUGUAAAGUGGAGAAAGCUUUGAGAAACGAAAUUGAAGGAUUGAAGAAUGACGUGGAGAGACUGCGAGCCGCGGUUGCUGAUGGCGGGGGAGGAUGCUGUGCUGCGGUUGGGGAGGCAGGUGAAAGAGAAAGAAUUGAUUUAAAGAACAGGGUCAGAGAAUUGGAAAGCCGACUAGAAGAAACGAAAAAGGAAGGAAGCAAAGUUUUCGAAUAUGCGGAAUUAAUUUCUAAGCUGGGAAAGGGGAUAGCAGACUCCCGAUGA
Messenger RNA from Morchella importuna, 1407 nucleotides. RefSeq lists its product as uncharacterized. The record is from RefSeq and is a predicted model, not a curated record. The coding region runs from base 1 to 1407 and encodes 468 amino acids. Lineage: Eukaryota; Fungi; Ascomycota; Pezizomycetes; Pezizales; Morchellaceae. The transcript has a single exon.